GCUGCCUAUAGUCAUCACUAUUGCAUAAAAAGCCAGGCUUGUUGAAGAACGAGCAUCAGUCGACAAGUUGAUUCCGUACAGUGAAUAGACACAGCUAGCAAUCGCUUUCGACCUACACGUAGCUUCCAGUUAACUAACAACCAAGUCCUUGUUUUAGCAACUUAGAUUGUACCAUGGCGAUUUUUGAAAACGCGGCGAUAGCUUUGUUAUUGACGGUGUCGAUGGUUGCAGCCAAUCAACCAGAGUUCCUGUCUCAGAGUCCUCAACCUUAUCGGUCGUUUACUGACCGUCAGGACAAGUUCAACGGCAACUACAAUGAGGCUAUGGACAAUUUGAACGCUGGCAACACUAAGCGACUCCGCGCUGGGUCGUCACCGUCUGUCGUGGGCUCUAAUAGCGAGAGUUUCUCCACCGGUUAUCGUAGUCAGUUUGGUAACAACAACGCCCGUCAACAACCCACGUCUACCAGCCGACAGUACGAAGUUCCCGAUUACGAUCAGACCGUCAAUCGUAACGGCGAUUCCACAUAUUAUAGUGAGACAAAUCCUAGCAGUUUCGUUCAAUCACCGGCCAGUCGCAAAACCUUCGCGGCCGGCAAGUCCAGUAAUUUAGCUAUGGUGGUCUCUCCAUUGGCCGGUAUUGCCUUUGUUGCCGCUGCGGCUGCGGUGGCCAUCAGCCCGGUCUACCUGACUUUAACUUCAUCCAUCCUCUCCGGUCGUAAGAAGCGCGAUCUCUCCUCAAUGAUUGAUCCUUCCAUGGCCGACAAAAUCACACCCGAAAUGAUGCAAAAAAUUCAAGAGCUUCAGACCCUGGAGAAAUUUCUGGCUUCCAUUCCGAAAGAGACUGAUUACCAGCAACAGAUUAUGUCCAUGUAUCUAUCUUGCUCCGGCUACACGCGGGAAGGCAACGUUUGCCUCGAUCGUAUUUUCUGCGAGUACGGCAAUGCCAAUUCAAACAUUUCCGAUGAGGAACGCGACGUCUUAUCCAUCGUGUUGUACAACAUCAUGUCCAACACAUUUAUCCCGGUCGAGUACAAGCAACGUCUCAGAUCCGCCGCUCGUAUUGGCCGCGAUUUCCAGCAGUGCAACAGAUACGACUGCCCCGCUCUGAGCGAGUCCUCCUCUAGAUUCUAAAAAUAGAAUAUCGGACCUUUUUUUUACAGCUCUUUGUUUUUGGCGAUCCCGAAUCCCGCAAUUUUCAAUAAUAAUAAUUUAAAAGCUAAAUCUACUCAAAACGAAUCAAACAAUUCCACUUUGAACUACUAAUUAAUUAAUUUUUUUUUUCCUUUAAUACGUAUGGUGUUCUAUCAUUUAAGUUUAAUACACCCGUUUAUUCGUUAA
This is a messenger RNA of Daphnia pulex (common water flea), 1340 nucleotides long. RefSeq lists its product as uncharacterized. Bases 174 to 1133 code for a protein of 319 amino acids. The transcript is spliced from 4 exons. The record is from RefSeq and is a predicted model, not a curated record. NCBI's taxonomy places the organism in Eukaryota, Metazoa, Arthropoda, Branchiopoda, Diplostraca, Daphniidae.